UGCUUCCUCCCUUCGUCUUGUAAUCCAAAACAUUCAUCGUCACUUAGCUCCGGAGCUCAAUCUUGCUCAUCCUAUCGGCGGCAGUGAUUUCAGGGACAAGGGCAUACUAUGAAUGCUAAUACAUCACAAAAGCUCGAAGCUUUGGCUCCUGAUGGUGUACCAGUGAAUGUAUACAUAUGGGACAUGGACGAGACUCUCAUCUUGCUUAGAUCUCUCUUAAACGGGACCUACGCUGAGUCCUUCAACGGCUCUAAAGAUGUUAAAAGAGGUGUAGAGAUUGGUGAGAUGUGGGAGAAACACAUUCUUAAAAUCUGUGACGACUGCUUCUUCUACGAGCAAGUUGAGGAUUGUAAUGAGCCUUUUAUUGAUUCCUUGAAGGAGUACGAUGAUGGCAAGGAUCUCUCUAGGUAUGACUUCAAGCAAGACGAGUUUACUUCUCCUACUAAUGACUUGAACAAGAGGAAACUCGCGUAUAGGCAUAGAGCCGUUGCGGAGAGAUACGAAAAGGGUUUAGCUCGGAUAGUUGACAGUGGAACGAUGAGUGUGUUGGAUGAGUUGUAUGAAGUAACAGAUGGAUACACAGACCGGUGGCUUUCUUCUGCAAGGGCCUUCUUGGAGCAGUGUUCAAAUGGAACAAAUCCAAGCUCUCAGGAUAUACACAUUCUAGUGACUUCCGGGGCACUCAUACCAAGCCUUGUGAAGUGCCUGCUUUUCCGGCUAGAUACGUUCUUGAGACAUGAAAAUGUGUACAGUUCAAUAGAUGUGGGGAAGCUCCAAUGUUUCAAAUGGAUCAAGGAGCGUUACAACCAUCCGAAGUUCAGAUUCUGUGCGAUAGGGGACGGUUGGGAAGAGUGUGCAGCCGCGCAGACGAUGCAGUGGCCAUUCGUUAAGAUUGAUUUGCAGCCGGAUAGCUCCUACAGGUUCCCUGGCGUAACGCCAAAGACUGUGAGCUACUACUUUGCUGCUGUAUAUGGCAACUCUGAUGCUGAUACCAACAAAGAGUAAAGUACCAGGAAAGCUUUUUCCUUUUGUAACAUAUGCAUGUGACGUUUCACAUGCAAACUCACCAUUGUUUAUACAUUAUUAAACUGAGACAAGUCAGCAUUUGGUAUCUAUAAACCAAGCAGCUCCUCUUGUAGUUUUAUAUUUAAGAUUUUGUCUUUUGCAAUA
Messenger RNA from Brassica oleracea var. oleracea, 1170 nucleotides. Its product is annotated as eyes absent homolog 4. The transcript has 6 exons. The record is from RefSeq and is a predicted model, not a curated record. Gene Ontology annotation, cellular component: nucleus. The coding region runs from base 109 to 1005 and encodes 298 amino acids. Gene Ontology annotation, molecular function: protein tyrosine phosphatase activity. NCBI's taxonomy places the organism in Eukaryota, Viridiplantae, Streptophyta, Magnoliopsida, Brassicales, Brassicaceae. Gene Ontology annotation, biological process: positive regulation of DNA repair; cell differentiation; multicellular organism development.